Puccinia graminis f. sp. tritici CRL 75-36-700-3 is the source of this 318-nucleotide messenger RNA. RefSeq lists its product as uncharacterized. NCBI's taxonomy places the organism in Eukaryota, Fungi, Basidiomycota, Pucciniomycetes, Pucciniales, Pucciniaceae. Bases 1 to 318 code for a protein of 105 amino acids. The transcript is spliced from 3 exons. The record is from RefSeq and is a predicted model, not a curated record.
AUGAAAAAAUCCAACUCAUUCUUACCCUCUUUUCACCUGAAAGGUCUUGAACAGCUUCUUGAAGGGCCCCAUUUGCCUACACAUCAAUUAGCCAUAUUAAACUACAAGAAAGCCUUAAAUAGUGAGGCAGGUUGGGGAACAGCAGCAACAGAACUAGCAGCUUACAGUUGGAUUAUGUUAGCAACCAUCUCCACCGCGGCUGCUAAACCCAAUAUAGCAGUGCAAACUCGAUUUAGCAGCUCCACCAGGGCUGCUAAACACUCAAAUCUUUUAGGAACUCACCUCUCGGCUGCUAUCCCCAUACCAAAUACCGGUUAG